Bubalus bubalis (water buffalo) is the source of this 1425-nucleotide messenger RNA. It is a transcript of the gene LDOC1, whose product is annotated as LDOC1 regulator of NFKB signaling. Lineage: Eukaryota; Metazoa; Chordata; Mammalia; Artiodactyla; Bovidae. The transcript has a single exon. Bases 146 to 586 code for a protein of 146 amino acids. The record is from RefSeq and is a predicted model, not a curated record.
CGCCGCCGGGACCCCUGCGCGCACCGCCCCUCGCCCCUAGCCACCGCGCGUCUCCGCCGACACGCACUUCCUGCGAGGCCUCCGAGCGCACCUUAGCCCGGCCGAAUCGAGCUGUGCCCUGCCUUGCCUUUCCAAGCUGUUCGCCAUGGUGGAUGAGCUGGUCCUGCUGCUGCACGCGCUUCUGAUGCGGCACCGCGCCCUUAGCAUCGAGAACAGCCAGCUCAUGGAACAGCUUCGGCUGCUGGUGUGCGAGAGGGCCACCCUGCUGCGCCAGGUACGUCCGCCGAGCUGCCCUGUGCCCUUCCCCGAAACGUUUGACGGCGAGAGCUCCCGGCUCCCCGAGUUUAUCGUGCAGACGGCGUCUUACAUGCUCGUCAACGAGAACCGAUUCUGCAACGACGCCAUGAAGGUGGCAUUCCUGAUCAGCCUGCUCACCGGGGAAGCCGAGGAGUGGGUGGUGCCCUACAUUGAGAUGGAUAGCCCCAUCCUGGGCGAUUACCGGGCCUUCCUCGAUGAGAUGAAACAGUGUUUUGGCUGGGAUGACGACGAAGAAGACGAAGACGAAGAUGAAGAAGAUGAUUAUUAGGCCCGGAGACCCUCGGGCCUAGGAGGGGGAAGGGCACUGCCCGCCGCCACCCCCCUGCCUCCCCGCCUCGCCCCGCCCGGAGCCACCGCGCUCCCCUAACGCUGUGAUCCCCUGGCCUUUCCCUCCCCUCUGGUUGUCUUCCUCACCCUCCACUCUCUGCCGUAGUGCUUGUCUUUGUUCCAGGCAUAGUGCUCUCCAGUCACCUGCUGAGGCUGGGGCGUCUCUGAAGUGCGCUCUGCUGCCCACUCUGGCCAGCCCCAGGACCCUCACUGCUCAUUAGAACUGUGUUCUGAGCCCCAGCUCUAGGGCAAGCCCCUCUUACAAACCGGUCAGCCUAUACUCUGCCCUGCCGACUGUCAGGCCUGCACCUCUGCCCAGCGACCUGCGCUGCCACCCAAGCACCCUCCAUCAGAUUCCAGCGACAGACCCGGCCUUUGGAGAUCAGGAGCAACCUAGAAUAUGCCUUUGUGGGCUACACCUCCUGGGACACUGAUUUGGACUGCUCACCAACAACUCCACCCCCCUCCCCAGGGGCUAAUCUUUCAACUUGAUUAAUUGUUCCCUACUAACUCCGAGUCUUCCUCGUGCCCGACGAGAUUGCUGCAGGAGCCCAUUGUGCCUGGCAACCCAAUUGUUGACAUUUCUCCUAUGCACCAGUUUUGCACACCUGUCAUCUUUGUUUCAAAAUUGCAGCAGUCCCAUCGAGGUGUGCAUUUGGACAAAAAUACUAAAAACCGAACAAUACAAACAAAAGCAGGUACUCAGCCCAGCUCCUCAAUGCUACCUGGAAAAAGCAUUUGCAUUCUUUUCAAUAAAUUUCAAGCACUACCGAAAAAAAA